AUGGCCACGUGGGCACCCCCGUGUCGGCCCCAGUCCCGCUUCGGCUCCGGGAGUGACCCAGGAAGAGGACCCCGGCAACAAGGGCACCCGGCAAUAGCCGAGUCCCUCCCAAUGGCUCAUGGACUUCCGCAAAGGCCUGUCCGGCACCCGUUCAGUUGGGAACUGAGUGAAAUACCAUUCAUAACUUUGAAAACAUAUGGACAUGAGAAGCAAUACUAUCAGAGUCAUCCAAUGAGUCAAGACUCUUCAGGAACAGAUGAAAUAUUUGGUUAUCGGACUCAAGGCUGCCGUCAAGCUCUCUGCCUGGCUGGAUCCAUCUUCUCAUUCGGAAUCCUCUCCCUGGUGUUUUAUUGGAGACCGGCUUGGCAUGUAUGGGCCAAUUGUGUCCCAUGUUCCUUGCAGGAAGCAGAUGUGGUGUUGCUGAGAACCACAGAUGAAUUCCAAACUUACUCUAGGAAAAAGGUAUUAUGGAUCUACCUGUCACCAUUAAGCAGCACAUUUGGUCUCACUCCUGACCACCCUCUCAUUACAGAUGAGGAGUUCAUCAUAAAUAGAGCCAUCAGAAAGCCAGAUCUUAAGGUGAGAUGCAUAAAAGUCCAGAAAAUAAGAUAUGUUUGGAAUAAUUUAGAAGGAGAGUUCCAAAAAAUUGGCUCUUUGGAAGACUGGCUCAGUUCUACAAAGAUACAUCUAAAAUUUGGAUCAGGUCUGACAACAGAAGAACAAGAGAUUAGGAGGCUCAUAUGUGGGCCUAAUACUAUUGAUGUUGAAAUCACACCUAUCUGGAAACUGCUCAUCAAGGAGGUUUUAAAUCCAUUUUAUAUAUUUCAACUCUUCAGUGUCUGUUUGUGGUUCAGUGAAGACUACAAAGAAUAUGCUUUUGCCAUCAUAAUCAUGUCCAUCAUUUCCAUUGCUCUGACUGUGUAUGACCUGAGAGAGCAAUCUGUAAAACUCCAUCGUCUAGUUGAAUCACACAAUAGAAUUACAGUCCCUGUAUGUGGAAGAAAAGCUGGAAUCCAAGAGCUGGAAUCACGCUUCCUGGUACCUGGAGAUUUAUUAAUCUUGACAGGGAACAAAGUACAUAUGCCGUGUGAUGCGAUCCUGAUUGAUGGCAGCUGUGUGGUUGAUGAAGGCAUGCUGACAGGAGAAAGCAUUCCGGUCACGAAAACUCCAUUACCCCAGAUGGACAGCUCUGUACCCUGGAAGACGCAGAGUGAAGCAGACUACAAACGCCACAUCCUCUUCUGUGGAACAGAGGUCAUCCAGGCCAAGGCCACUGGCUCGGGGCCUGCAAGAGCAGUGGUGCUGCAGACUGGAUUCAACACUGCAAAGGGGGACCUGGUGAGAUCCAUUCUUUACCCCAAGCCAAUGAAUUUCCAGCUCUACAGAGAUGCCAUCAGGUUCCUCCUGUGCCUUGUAGGGAUGGCCACCAUUGGCAUGAUCUACACUCUGUGCGUCUACGUGCUCAGCGGGGAAGCUCCCGAGGAGGUGAUAAAGAAAGCCCUUGAUGUUAUCACAAUUGCAGUCCCCCCUGCCCUACCAGCUGCCUUGACCACAGGCAUUAUCUAUGCCCAGAGGAGGCUGAAGAAGAGAGGCAUCUUCUGCAUUAGCCCCCAGAGGAUCAAUAUAUGUGGACAAUUAAACCUUGUCUGCUUUGACAAGACAGGAACCUUAACGAGGGAUGGCUUGGACCUCUGGGGAGCUUUGCCCUGUGAUAAGAAUGGUUUCCAGCAAAUCCACAGCUUUGCCUCAGGCAAGACUUUGCCCUGGAGCCCACUGUGUGCAGCUAUGGCCAGCUGCCACUCUCUGAUUAUUCUUGAUGGGACCAUCCAGGGAGACCCUCUGGACCUCAAAAUGUUUGAAGCCACCACCUGGGAAAUGGCAAUUUCUGGGGAUGAUUUCCACAUCAAGGGAGUGCCAGCCCAUGCCCUGGUAGUUAAGCCCUGCAAAACAGCCAACCAGGUCUCUGUGGAAGGAAUUGCAAUCCUGCACCAGUUCCCAUUCUCAUCAGCCUUGCAGAGGAUGACAGUCAUUGUCCAGGAGAUAGGAGGGGACCGACUGGUAUUCAUGAAAGGUGCACCAGAGAGAGUGGCUAGCUUUUGCCAACCUGAGACAGUGCCACCUAGUUUUAUUAGUGAACUUCAGAUUUAUACAACACAGGGUUUCCGGGUCAUAGCAUUAGCCUACAAGAAGCUGGAAUCUGACCACCAUACAAUUGCUUUGAAAAGGGAGAAGGUAGAAUCGGACCUAAUAUUUCUGGGGCUACUUAUCUUGGAGAAUCGAUUAAAGGAAGAGACAAAACCUGUCUUGGAAGAGCUCAUCUCCGCUCGGAUAAAAACAGUAAUGGUCACAGGUGACAAUCUUCAGACAGCAAUAACGGUGGCCAGAAAGUCUGGCAUGGUUUCUGAAAGCCAGAAAGUCAUUCUCAUUGAGGCAAAUGAAACAUCUGGGCCUUCCUCACCAUCUAUAUCUUGGAAAUUAGUUGAAGAAAAGAAACCUAUUCCACAUGGGAAUCAGGACAAUUACAUUAAUAUCAGGGAAGAAGUCUCUGAUAAUGGCAGAGAAGGAAGUUAUCAUUUUGCCCUCAGUGGAAAAUCCUUUCAUGUUAUAAGUCACCAUUUCAGCAGCCUACUGCCAAAGAUACUGAUCAAUGGGACCAUCUUUGCAAGAAUGUCUCCUGGACAGAAAUCCAGUCUGGUGGAAGAAUUUCAGAAGCUUGAUUACUUUGUAGGCAUGUGUGGUGAUGGAGCCAAUGACUGUGGGGCUUUGAAAAUGGCUCAUGUGGGCAUCUCUCUAUCUGAGCAGGAGGCAUCUGUGGCCUCACCUUUCACUUCCAAAACUCCAAACAUUGAGUGUGUGCCUCACCUUAUCAAGGAAGGACGUGCGGCUCUCGUCACAUCAUUUUGCAUGUUUAAGUAUAUGGCUCUAUACAGCAUGAUUCAGUAUGUCGGUGUGUUGCUGCUCUACUGGGAGACCAACAGCCUUUCAAAUUACCAGUUUCUGUUUCAAGAUCUGGCCAUCACAACUCUCAUUGGUGUAACAAUGAAUCUGAACGGUGCCUACCCCAAGCUGGUGCCUUUCCGACCUGCAGGACGGCUCAUCUCUCCACCUUUGCUGCUUUCCGUCACCUUCAACAUUCUUUUCAGCCUGGUCAUGCAUAUUGUGGGCUUCGUCCUGGUUCGGAGGCAGCCUUGGUAUUCCAUGGAGGUGCACAGUGUUUGCACAGUGAAAAAUGAAAGCACUGCAAAUGUUACCAUUUCUCCAAUGGCUUUAGAAAAAACUGGAAGCAAUGGUGCCUUCAUAAGUUUUGAGAACACAACUAUAUGGUUCUUGGGAACAAUCAACUGCAUCAUUGUGGCUUUUACAUUCUCUAAGGGAAAACCAUUUCGUCAACCCACCUAUACAAACUAUACAUUUGUCCUUGUGCUGGUUGUCCAGCUCAGCGUGUGUCUCUUCAUUUUAUUUGCCGAUAUCCCAGCAUUGUACAGGAGUUUAGACCUGCUCUGUACCCCCAUCCUGUGGAGGGUCUCCAUGCUCAUCUUGCUCAUCUGCUAUUUCAUCGUGUCCUUUGUUGCAGAGGAAGCCAUUAUUGAAAAUCGAACUUUGUGGAUGGCAAUCAAGAGAUGUUUUGGCCAUCAGUCAAAAAGCCAGUAUCGGAUAUGGCAGAGGACCUUGGCAAAUGACCACAACUGGCCCCCAAUAAACCAAACCUCCUACUCUGACAUGCCUGGUUGUGGCAGGGCAGUGUCCUAUAGCAAUCCUGUGUUUGAGAGCAAUGAGGAACAGCUUUGA
Perognathus longimembris pacificus (Pacific pocket mouse) is the source of this 3789-nucleotide messenger RNA. RefSeq names its product ATPase 13A4 (gene Atp13a4). Bases 1 to 3789 code for a protein of 1262 amino acids. Gene Ontology annotation, biological process: intracellular calcium ion homeostasis; polyamine transmembrane transport. The transcript is spliced from 31 exons. NCBI's taxonomy places the organism in Eukaryota, Metazoa, Chordata, Mammalia, Rodentia, Heteromyidae. Gene Ontology annotation, cellular component: late endosome membrane. Gene Ontology annotation, molecular function: P-type ion transporter activity; ATPase-coupled monoatomic cation transmembrane transporter activity; polyamine transmembrane transporter activity. The record is from RefSeq and is a predicted model, not a curated record.